This is a messenger RNA of Cucumis melo (muskmelon), 1575 nucleotides long. RefSeq names its product putative pentatricopeptide repeat-containing protein At1g10330. The record is from RefSeq and is a predicted model, not a curated record. The transcript has a single exon. Gene Ontology annotation, biological process: RNA modification. Bases 1 to 1428 code for a protein of 475 amino acids. NCBI's taxonomy places the organism in Eukaryota, Viridiplantae, Streptophyta, Magnoliopsida, Cucurbitales, Cucurbitaceae. Gene Ontology annotation, molecular function: RNA binding; protein binding.
AUGUCACACUCCUCCGAGUGGUUACUUCAACUUCUUCAACGAUUCCUCAAGAACUCAACUAAAAUCCCACAAAUUCACGCCCUUCUACUCACCCAAGGCCAUCUCUUCAACAAUUCCCAAACUUCCUCUAAUCCAAAAUGCCUCACCACCCUUCUUUACAACACUCUCAUCAGAGCCUAUCUAACCUUAAACCGCCCUCGUUUUGCCCUCCUUCUCUACACCCAAAUGCUCUCCCAACAGACCAAACCCAACUUCCACACUUUCCCUUCAAUCAUCAAAUCCGCCACCAUUUAUUCCCCUCUUCUCCCCAAAUUGAUCCACGCACAUGCUUUCAAGAUUGGCGUUCUCACCGACCCCGUUGUCCUGACAUCCUUUGUUUCCUCUUACGGGGACCUUCGUGAACUGGGUAAUGCACGUAAGGUGUUUGAUGAAAUUACCGAUCCUUGUAUUGUUGCAUUUAACUCUAUGCUUGAUGCUUUUGUCAAAAAUGGGGACUUGGGUUCUGCUGUUUUCAUGUUUAGGUACAUGCCAGAGCGUGAUGUGGUUUCUUGGACUAGUGUCGUUAAUGGGUUUUGGUGGAAUGGGCGCUUUCUUGAGGCUCUCUGGUUUUUUCAGAUGAUGAUGAUGAGUGGUUCGGUUAAGCCAAAUGAAGCUACUUAUGUGAGUGUACUUUCUUCUUGUGCUAAUUUAGAUGCUGAAGGAGUUCUUUGUCGUGGGAAAGAAGUACAUGCUUACAUUAUUAGAAAUGAGGGUGAGUUUAGUGUUUUUAUAGGGACGGCGUUGAUAGAUUUUUAUGGGAAGAUGGGAUUAUUAGGAUGUGCGAGAACUGUUUUUAAUCAAAUGAAGAAAAGGGAGGUCUGCACUUGGAAUGCAAUGAUCUCUUCAUUUGCAUCCAAUAGUAGAGAAACAGAGGCAUUAGACCUAUUUGCCACUAUGAAGGUUGAAGGAAUACAUCCUAAUGAGGUUACAUUUGUUGCGAUUCUCACAGCGUGUGCUCGUGGCAAGCUCGUCAAAUUGGGAUUGCAGUUAUUCCAAUCAAUGUUGUACGAUUUCUCAAUUGUACCAAUUACUGAGCAUUACGUAUGUGUGGUUGAUCUCUUAGGCAAAGCAGGGCUUUUGCGAGAGGCAACUGAAAUCAUAGAGUCCAUGCCAUUUGACCCGGAUGCUUCUGUUUUGGGAGCUCUUUUGAGUGCGUGUAAAAUUCAUGGAGCCAUUGAACUGGGGAAUGAAGUGGGAAGAAGAUUGCUUGUGAUGCAGCCACGACAUUGUGGUCGGUAUGUGACUUUGGCGAGUAUGAAUGCUGGAGCGGAGAAAUGGAAUCGUGCUGCAGUUAUAAGAAGUGUAAUGGCAGACGCCAGGAUUCAGAAAACUCCAGCAUAUAGUAGAGUAGAUCCAAUGCAAAAUUUGGUGCUAAUAUCACCCUCUUGAUCUUGAAACUGUAAAAUAGUAUUUGUAUACAAGAGUAGUGUUGAUAAUUUUUAUCUGCAGCAUGAAAUGGUAAUACAUAGAAAACAGAUCCAAAUUGGUUGUUUGUACACACCGGUUCAAUCAUUCAAUUUGUUUUGCUUCUCUCAA